AGAUUUUGCUUCAGUUGACAUAUCACGUUUUUUUAAAAAUGAGUCAGUCUCCAUCCUACCAGAGAGAUACUUCCUCUCCUGAGAGUCCUAAAGAAGGUGACUUCUCUCCUCGACAGCUUUAUGACAACCCAAAGAGCCUGGAGGAGCACGAGACAUGUGAAGACCAGAAAGAUCCCAUUGUUGAUAUUAUACCCGACAACUACUUCAGCUCUCUUUUGAACACUCAAAUCUGUGCUCCGCUUGCGACAAAUGACCUUGGGAAACUAUGUGCUGCCAUGCUUCCACAAGAACAACCGAUUACGAAAAGCCAUUGGAGAGAACCAAGAUGCUUCAGUACAUCGCCUAUAAAAAAGAAGCUUCCGGUCUCACCAGAGUUCAUAGAGGUACGCACGCUGGAUGGAAGAUUCAUUACUUUGGUGAACACUCACACCCAGACAGAUUGGGAGUGGGUGGAGCAGAGCCUCUCUUUCAGCUGUCAAGUUCAAAAGGAAAUUGAAGAUCCCCAGGUGUUGCAGGCAGAGGUGGUGAGCAUGGACACUGAUUCUUCAGAGGUAGCCUGCUCAUGGGAAAAAACAGAGGAUGAAGAGAUGCCAAAGGAGUAUGACAUACCUUGUGUGGGUCCACCUCGUCUCAUAGCAUACAAGCCAGAGCCAAAACAAACUCAUCAUGCUGGAAAGGUUCCAGAGGUUGAAUCUAAACAGGAUGUGCAUCUUGCUCAGUGUGACUAUUGCCAGCAGCUCUGUCAGCCCUUCAUACAGAGUGAACUGCUGGAAAACGAAACAGACUUUGAGAGGCUCUUUUGUUGUGAGCAAGCUAAACAAAUGAGAGAGGUUAUCCUGGAAGAGAAAGAAAAAUUGGCACAGAAGGAGUCAGGUAGAAAGAUUGAUGUGAACCUUCAUGCACCCGUCAUGAGUGAGAGGGAGAGGGAAACUACUCAAUUGCAGGCAAGGAAGAGGUUGAGACAUUUGCAGAGAAAAACUAAAAAUGAGAACUUGAAUAAAGAAUUAAGCCUCAAAAAUAAAACCUCCGUCAGGCAGUCAAAACAGAUUCCCUACAUCAAUGAUGAGCCUCACAUUCCUCGGAAUAAUAUCAGAUCUACACUACAAGAGGAGACAGAUGGUGAGCCAAAGGAAGCAAUUAAGAAGUUCUACAAAAGUGGGAAAUGUUUUCUCACCUUAUAUCCAGACGGAACAGGUAAUGUUUUUUAUCCUUCUGGGAAAGCAGCCAUUAUAAUAUCCUCUGCAGAAGCUGAUGACUUCACUUACAUAAUCUUGGAGGACAGGGACAUAGCACCCAGCAUCAAAGGCAUUUUCACAAAUAAAGGCCACUCCACAUGCUACCAUCCCAAUGGAAUGAUAUGGUUGAAUCUGACCCCUGUUGGAGGUCUCUGCCUCAGUGAGACAGGAGCUAUGAAGAGGCGCUGGAAUUGGUUGUAUUUUGACCCGCAUGUACGUAACCUUCCCUUCCAGCCUCUAACCUUUGCCCUGGGUCCACACAUCAGUGUGCGUAUACACUCACAAGAACGCAUGUACAUCACCUUCGCACAUCGGCAAAACAGCGUGCGCUUCAGUGUGGGGUCAAAGGUUAAGCUCAUUUAUCCAGAGAGCCAUGACAAGCUGUGGCAAGACGUUCUGGAGAGAUAUAUCCAAAUGAAGAGCUCAGAGAUUUACUCUCUGCUUGGCCAGAUGCAGACCUGCAUGUCCCACCACUCUGCAAAUCUGAGCAACAUUAAGCCACAUUACAGUUUCAUUGCCCAGACGCAGCGGCUUAGCAGACAAAUGGAAAAGGAGAAGUCACCCGAAAAGAUAAAGGAGCAUGUAAAUUAAGAGAGAAAUACAGAAUUGGCAAAUGCUGAUAUAAUUUGUGGCUGUGUUACAGUUUACAGCCUUGUGUUAUUUUAAACCUCUGGAGUAUCUGGUGCUUAUAGUCAUUCACGGUUACAUUUAGACUGCAAAGGGCUGGAGCUUUAUAGAAAACGAUUUAUGGAAGAUUGGGUCAAUUGGUUUGGCAAUUCAGAAAUUUCUGUAAACAAAGCUGUUCAUAGUUAAAAUGAACUAAAGGUGAAAAUUAAAAAAAAUCUUAGGAAAGAAGCCCAGGUUGUCUGUGUUUGAGCCAUAUUUACAGUAUUUAAAAAGACCACUGGGAGCAAAUUAGUUUAUACCUUCCAUAAGAUCUGCUGUGAUGGAUUCAGAGCUAAACUGAUUGCUUUUAUGAAAGAGAACAGCUACACCACAUAAUUGAAUGAUGAAUGAGACUGAAAACCUCCAGUUAAAUACCUCUCCUAACAGCGUGACCAAGACCUUCAACAUUGUUUGGAGACCAGAGUAAUAUUUCCAACACCUGACUUGUUAUUGAAGCUAGUUCUUGUCCUUUCCUAAAUAGAAAAACACAAGUUGUACAUACAUGUCUUCUACUUUAUAAGAGCACAAACAGGCCAGCAGGGACAAUAAACAGGCAGUAAUCCAUAAACACACAGAGUUUAACAUAAAUCCCCCUCAUCCCUCUCUUCAUCAUCCAUCUAAUCCCACCUCUCGUUUCCGAAAAUCAUCACAUGCCCAUUUUCCCAGUUAAAACACUACUUUUCCAAACUAGUGAUUACUAGGCAUUUUUAUGAAAACCAACUACUGGCAAACACCAAACAGUAGUAAUAAUAACUGUUCAUCUGCCCAUGAACAUGCAUGUUAUGUUACUGUAUUGUAACAUAAAUAACCAUUCAGUCAGACAUGUCUCCAAUACAAAACCUAAUGCGAUCCUGGUAUUGUGUUACUAAGGUUUUUACAGGCAAAAAGCAAGGCUUCCUUCGGUUCCAUUGAGUAAAAUGGCAUGAGAUUAAGUUUUUAAUUGGAUGUUCAGAUUCUGUAUAUUAUUUCUGAUUUAUUUAGGAAGUAAACAUAAUGUAUUUGCAAAUGCUAAAUUGCAUGCAUUAGAGAACAAUGCUUUGUGGUGUAAAGCUUACCAAUAUACAGACAUAGUAGAGUCUGAAGCCAAUAUUAAUGAGUGCUACUCUUCUCUGUCUAUUGCAGCUUAUUUUCAUAUUGCAGACAUAAGUUUUAGUCAAAGUAAACUAACG
This is a messenger RNA of Siniperca chuatsi (mandarin fish), 3070 nucleotides long. RefSeq names its product glutamate-rich protein 6-like. Lineage: Eukaryota; Metazoa; Chordata; Actinopteri; Centrarchiformes; Sinipercidae. The coding region runs from base 39 to 1826 and encodes 595 amino acids. The record is from RefSeq and is a predicted model, not a curated record. The transcript has 13 exons.